Molecule: messenger RNA, 1341 nt
Organism: Echinops telfairi (small Madagascar hedgehog)
Lineage: Eukaryota; Metazoa; Chordata; Mammalia; Afrosoricida; Tenrecidae
Product: protein FAM47E
Exons: 1
Coding region: 1-1341 (446 amino acids)
Source: RefSeq, a predicted model, not a curated record
AUGGUAACCAGAAUCUCUGCUGGACAACAAGCUGAAGCUGGUCAGCAGAAAGUCCGGGCCACCAUGGACCGCCAGAGGCCACGGUCCCGGUUUCCAGAGCUGGAACCUUUGCCCCCAGGCACGAAGAGAAACCCCUGGUAUAAAGAGAAGCCAAGCUUCCGUUACGUGCCAAGGUCCAAAGACGGGCCGACGUUCGCCCCGCACCUGAACAGCCAGAAUUGGGUGUUCGUCAAAAAGGAGGUGGACGACUUCAGGAAAGGUUGCCCACCUUGCGGUGAGAUGAUAACCAGGGGUUGUAAGGACGCACCUUUCCCUUUAAUUUACCGGACAAAGGCCACACCUGCCCCAAAGACUUGCCAGAAGAAGGCGUCCAAAAACUCAACCCUGUUUUCCAAGCUCUCGGCAGCCCAGCUAGCACGCAAGGCCUUCGUGGAGGAGACAGAGGCCAGUCUGAAGGCAAAGGCACAUCCUUUGGAGGACUGCCCCGAUCUGGAAGAUGCAUUGCCUGCGGAGCUCUUAGAAAAAGUGCUGGAAGUGCUAGAUCCCGACAAGGAGCUGAAGGACACCUGGGCUUAUUGUCAGGACGGCAAGAAAAGAACGAAGGAUCCAGCAGAGCUACUAAAAGAUCGUCCGCUAAAGCCCUGCAGGAGCCUUCGCAAUCUGGCUCCCAUCCCGGAUCCGGACGAGUGGCUGAAAGAGAUGAAGCAAGUGGAGGAGCCACCGCCGCACCCUCCGACUCCAGAAAACGUGUCCCGAGCAGUUGCUGACUUCUGCAGGUGGGCUCAUUCAUAUGAGUGUACGGACAUUGAUAAAGAUUAUAUGAUGAGAAAGUUCGACCCAUUCGUUGGCUGGAAAGCAAACACUGGACGAUCCCACAUUAAGGAAGUAGCCCGAAUUCCUAAAAGCUUGAGGAAAGUCCACUGGCCCGCAAGACAGGACCAACCAAGGUUCUCCUUGAACGAACCAGACUUCGAGAAAAAGCUGCAAGCACUGCAGUUGGCUCCUCCGAAGGAACCCGUGAAAAUGAGGUACGGAGCGUGGUACCUGCCUGUCAAGCUGUGGAAAAAAUUACGAGUAGACGAGCCUCUGCUUGACCCCAAUGCCCCAGAGGAAGAUGAGGACACCGGUUUUAGAAGGUUAGACAAUGGGCCUGACAUUCUGGAGGAGCUUUAUGGUACAAUCGCUUUCAAGGAUUUCAUCCUCAGCAAAGGCUACCCCAUGCCAAGUAUAAUUGAAAGGAUGUUUAAAAGAAAGAAAUGGACGUAUGAUAAGGUGAAGACCCCUACUAUACUAUCACGGAAGCCGAGCCCCAUUGAUGACGCUCCAGAAGAAGAACAGUAG